CGGGAAAAGGCACCAUGACCGACGCCGCGCGGGACGCUUGGCUCCGGCACCAAGCAGAGAAGAUCCAAAACAGCGUCGUAAACGUCCACGAAGCACUGUCCUCUAGUCCAUCCAUCUACUUUGGCACACGGCGAUGUACUUAUAGCGACGUCGUGUCGAUCGUCACUACCACAAGGCCAUGUGCCAAGUCAAAAGCCAGCGACUCGCCGCUGCAUAAAGCCACCGCCCUGCCCUAUGCCCAUGUAGAUAACUUCCUCGAUCCCCUAUUCGUGUCACCCUUGCAAAACACACUAGAACGACGAACCGACCAGCUUGAGCGGCACAAAAAGGCCCUUGUAUCGGAAAAGCAUGCGUUCAUGGCGAAUCUCGAGGAUAAACGCUUUGAUCGCCAUAGAGUGGAGUACGGCGCUGCCAGCGUCAUCCAACGAACGUACCGCGGUCACUCGCUGCGGAAAAACUUUGGCAAUGUCAAGAAGACGCUGCUCAUUCGCAACAAAGUGCGCGCCGCCAUGAAGGACGUCGCCACGGGCACGGGACUCAUCCUUGGAGAAAAGGAUCGGUACCGAGCCAAGGUGCGCGAGCAGACCGCCGCGGCCGUGGUGAUCCAGCGCCGCUUUCGCCAGUUGCUGGCGACGAUGGUGGUGGCCAAGGAAAGGCAAAUGGUUGCAGAGGAACGACAGCACAACAGUGUGAGGACCAUCCAAGCCAUGGUGCGCCGGAAGUUGGCCCUCGCCUUCGUUCGGAAGGUCCGCGUUCGUCUUGUCGAAUCCCUCGCGAUGCACUUGGCUCUGGAGGCCCAACGACUGUAUCGGGGAUAUGUUGGUCGCGGGGUGGCCCGCAGUCGGCGCCUCGCGGUGCAGUAUGCCGCCGUCCGGCUCAUCCAGAAUGUAUUUACGCGAAGUCUGGCUGCAAAAGCUUGGGCCGCAGAGUCCAACCGGUCUCGCGACACCCGGCGGGAUCGGGCGGCAAUGAUCGUUCAGCGGUGUUUCCGGGGUUCCAUGGGGCGACAGCGAGUGCGCCGUCUGCGCUCUGUGGAAGCGCAUCAAAUCGCACUGGCAGCCGCGCUGUCCAUCCAACGUGUGUUCCGCGGUCGCCUCGGUCGGUUUGUCAGCACGAGUCGCGCAUGGUGGCGGCGGGACGAGGUGACGUUCAUGUCGUCGAUCGAAAUCACUCGCAUCGUCCGGGGGUUCCUCGGCCGAUGCCACGCCAAGCAGACGCGACUGGAACAAGAAACCAACGUGUUUGUGUACACCCGCAAGGGUUGCAAGGAGAUCGUCGUCGACCUUUUGGACGGGUGUGGACUCGACGCCCCGUUGGACCCGAACGGCGUCGAUGGCCACGGCAAUACAGUGCUCGCAGUGGCGAGUCGAUGGGGCCACCUAGGCAUUGUCCGGUCUGUGAUCGGUCGCAUCAAGCUAAACGUGGAGAAUCACCAAGGGUACACGGCGAUUAUGCUGGCCGUCAAGUACAAUCAUGCUGAUGUGGCCGAGUACUUGCUCACAAAAGCCCCUGCACUCGCAACCACUGGUCGGUCACUCCUGCACGAAGCGGCGCGGAACGGCAUGGUGUCGACGGCGGAGAAGUUGAUCUUGUACGGCAUGGCCGUCAACUACCAAGACAACGAGUACCUACGCACGCCCCUCCACGAAGCAAUCCUGGGCGGCCACGCCCCCAUGAUCCAGUUGCUCGUGGACCAAAGUCCCAAAGCAUCGUUGAACUACCAAGAUGCGAGAGGUGCGACGGCAUUGCAUUACGCUUCCAAGAAGGGCGAUCGUGGCGCCGUGCGGAGUCUAUUGCAUGCAGAAGCAGAUGUGGCAGUAUUAGAUAAGAAGAACCAGACAGCGUGGCGAGUGGCCAUGUCCAACGGCCACGAGGCCAUUGCAGGGGACAUCCGAAAGAAGUGGGGCCUCAUGGAUCAAAACGAAGAUGCGGCCGUGCUAAACGGCGGCGGCGACGAAGGCGACGAAGAAGCGACUGCCGUCUUGACGGUCGACGACCCCCUCAACAACAUUGAGCACCUGCUGGAACAGGGAGACAUGGAGAUUGAUGACCGGGAUGAUGACGGAUACACCCUUCUCAUGAAGGGAGCGAUGCGGGGCUUUUACACUGUCGUGCGCUUUUGCCUUCGCCACGGUGCCACAAUUGACCUGGUCGACCGAGCUGGACGGACAGCGUUGAUGCACGCGGUGGCCCACAGUGACAUUGCGCUGCACUUGGUGGACCAAGGCGCGAACUUGCUCCAUGCAGAUGACCGAGGACGUACAGUCAUCCACGAUGCUGCUAUGCACGGAUACACCUUCAGCGAGUACAUUGCCGUCCAUCGUGUCCACUUGGACAUCAAAGACCACCUCGGGUGCACACCACUACACGAAGCCGCCAAAGUAGGCAGUGACGUCGGGGCCAAGAAACUGCUUAAUCUCGGCGCGCAUGUGAGUUGUGUGGAUUCCGACCACCGCAGCCCCAUCCACUACGCAGUUCGGGGAGCAUUCCCCCCCACUACACUGCGCGUCCUGCUCAACGCUGAAGCCCCCGCAUUAUUUCUUCGCGACCGGCUGGGCCGCACGGCGUUGUUUGAGGCCGUCGUGGCUGGAAACGUGCCGUGUUUGGCGAUGCUCGUGGCUCAAGGGGGAAGUUUGGGGGACAAAGACCACGAAGAGAUGUCCCUGCUGCAUGUUGCCAUCCUCGCCAAGCAGAAUGCAUCUGUGGAAUUCCUUGUAAACUUGAUGACCGACGCGGAACUUUUAGCGACCAACAAGACGUUGGACACGCCGUUGCAUACUGCAUGUCGGACGGGCUACAUCUACGGUGUGGACCUGCUUCUAAAAAAGGCCGGCAGUGUGCUCGUUACCAAGGUGAACGGCCUGGGCGAAUCGCCUGUGCACACGGCGACGAAAGUUUCCAACGUGGCAGUUCUAGAACUGCUUCGCCAGCUGGGCUACGAACUGACGAUGGUUGAAAGAGAGACAGGGGCGACCCUGCUCCACUUGGCCGCAGAAAUCGACACUGAUGUGUUGGACCCAAAGAUAUUCCCAACGUUGUUGAGCGCGGGGGUGUCUGUGACAGCUUACGACAAGAAAGGAUGGCAGCCCUUGCACAUUGCGUCGGCGCGAGCCAAAGGGGCAGGAGCGAUACGUGCUUUGCUGGCAAACGGAGCUCCUGUGAAUGCACCGUCGAAAGUCACCAAUAUGACGCCGUUCCAUUGCGCAGCUCAAAUGGGCAUUGCGGAAAAUGUCCAGCUACUCAAAGAGAGCGGGGGACGAUAAGCCUAUCCACCACACGACUAAUUUAAGGCAUUGACCACUAUAUACG
Molecule: messenger RNA, 3309 nt
Organism: Aphanomyces astaci
Lineage: Eukaryota; Oomycota; Saprolegniomycetes; Saprolegniales; Verrucalvaceae
Exons: 10
Coding region: 15-3263 (1082 amino acids)
Molecular function (GO): protein binding
Source: RefSeq, a predicted model, not a curated record